AUAUGACAACUGUGGGGGGUGAUAUUGUUCCAGCAUUAAGUUGCCUUUUACGCGCAAUUUAUAUAGGACGAUAUAUAGUUUAAUUAUCCCCCAAAAAGGCGCUUCCAGAAAAAAUAACUCGUGAAGAAAAGGUGCAACUAUAGCUUCACCCUGUGCAUGUUUUAGAAGAAGGAUUGCAGAGAGGAGGAGAUGCGGUUAUAGGGAGUAGGCAGCUCAAAGGGCAGUUUCAGAUGGCUCAUAUUCCGCCGUAUGUAACUGUACUGUGCAGAGAUAGCAGCGGUGGAGCAGCAAAGCGGACGCACCCUCAGCAUCUGCAGCAGCACAUCAGCGCGUCCAGCCGGGCUCUUCACCCGUUGGGUAGAAAAGCGCGCACAGAGUCCAGGAAACGCUCUGAGACGCAGGCUUUUCCCCAAGGAACGGACAUGAGAUUCCACAAGUAAUACGCGUAAAACUGAUGUGGACAAAAAAAAAAAAACGAAUUUUCUUUUCACUUUUCUGCUCAGUUGUGUUUCCUCAUUCAUUGUGCGCCCCUAUGAAGAGCAUUAACUAUCCCUCCCUCCAAUCCCAUUGAAAAGGCAGCGAGGAAAAGAAAAAAAAAACAGAAGGAGAUGAGAGCAGCAAAUCCCUUUUUUAUUCCUCUCGUAGCGCUCAAUAAGAGAAGAAUGUGUUGCCUAUCAGUCACCGAGGGGAUCAAAUCUUCGGGACUGUCCCACGCGUUCAUUGCGUCUCGCAAAGCAUCACUGAGAGAGACAGAGUAAAGAGGACAGCAGCAGCAUCCUGCCUGGACACUUCACAUCAUUCAACAACCUGCUUCCACUCAGGAUCCAUUUAAGUCAAUUAGGACCAUCUCAACGGAUGUUUGAAAGGAAGCCACGAUGAGGAGUCUGGCUCUGCUGUUGGGAGUGAAAGCCGCCUGCAUCCUCUUGGUGUCUUCGCUCUCCCGCACGGGGGCCGUGAACAACAGCGGCCGGUGGUGGGGUAUUGUCAAUGUGGCUUCCUCAUCCAACCUCCUUACCAAUUCCAAAAGUGUUCAGUUGGUCCUGGACCCCAGCCUGGCCCUCCUGAGUCGUCGUCAGCGCAGGCUGAUUCGGCAGAAUCCUGGCAUCCUACAUGCCGUCGCGGCAGGGCUGCACACUGCCAUAAAGGAGUGCAAAUGGCAGUUCCGCAGCCGCCGCUGGAACUGCCCAACCACCCACGGUUCAGCAGUUUUUGGCAAAAUUGUCAACCGUGGUUGCAGAGAAACUGCGUUUUUAUUUGCCAUCACCAGCGCCGGAGUAACCCAUGCUGUUGCUCGAUCUUGCUCAGAAGGAGCUAUUGAGUCGUGUACAUGUGAUUAUCGGCGCAGAGGUCCUGGAGGCCCAGACUGGCACUGGGGGGGCUGCAGUGACAAUGUGGAUUUUGGAAGGAUGUUCAGCCGUGAGUUUGCAGACUCCAGUGAGAAGGGCAGGGAUCUGCGUUACCUCACCAACCUGCACAACAACAAAGCCGGAAGAAUGAUUGUCUCCUCAGAGAUGCGCCAGGAGUGUAAGUGCCACGGCAUGUCCGGCUCCUGCACAGUGCGGACCUGUUGGAUGCGCCUGCCAAGUUUCCGCACGGUGGGAGAUUUUCUCAAGGAACGCUUUGACGGGGCAUCCAGAGUUGUGUAUGCCAACAAGGGCAGCAACCGUGCCUCUCACCGAGCUGAACCCAGACAUCUGGAACCAGAAAACCCAGCCCACAAACCCCCUUCAUCCAUGGACUUGGUCUACUUUGAGAAAUCACCAAACUUCUGCUCCUACAAUGGCAAAACUGGCACUUUGGGAACCUCUGGGAGAACAUGUAACAGCUCCUCUCCAGGUCUGGAUGGGUGUGAGCUGCUGUGCUGCGGACGUGGAUUUAAGACUCAGACUGAGAGUGUGACCGAACGCUGCCACUGCACGUUCCACUGGUGCUGUCACGUCAGCUGCUUGAACUGCACCAGCACCAGGACAUUACAUCAGUGUCUAUGAUUAAAGUUAGGAGAUCUGGGUGGUUAUUUGGGCAUGUAUCGGAGG
Cyprinodon tularosa is the source of this 2033-nucleotide messenger RNA. RefSeq names its product wingless-type MMTV integration site family, member 1 (gene wnt1). NCBI's taxonomy places the organism in Eukaryota, Metazoa, Chordata, Actinopteri, Cyprinodontiformes, Cyprinodontidae. The transcript is spliced from 5 exons. Gene Ontology annotation, biological process: cell fate commitment; multicellular organism development; neuron differentiation. The record is from RefSeq and is a predicted model, not a curated record. Gene Ontology annotation, cellular component: extracellular region. Gene Ontology annotation, molecular function: frizzled binding; cytokine activity. The coding region runs from base 876 to 1988 and encodes 370 amino acids.